Messenger RNA from Megalobrama amblycephala (Wuchang bream), 1855 nucleotides. Its product is annotated as fibrous sheath CABYR-binding protein. Bases 215 to 1267 code for a protein of 350 amino acids. Lineage: Eukaryota; Metazoa; Chordata; Actinopteri; Cypriniformes; Xenocyprididae. The record is from RefSeq and is a predicted model, not a curated record. The transcript is spliced from 19 exons. Gene Ontology annotation, biological process: positive regulation of neutrophil extravasation; homotypic cell-cell adhesion; T cell extravasation.
UGCCAUUGGAUCCUGCACAAGUCAAUCCCACAUGUGGGUGGGCGGUUUGAUUCAGAGCUGCACACCCAAAGAAAGUUUAUACAACAAAAGGUUGUGGGAAAGUUGCACACCAACCACAUGCGUGCGAACACGAUUUGUACUACGAAAAUCUUAAAAGAGUUUUACGUAAAUUGCGUUUAAGACUUUAUUCAAGCUCAGUUCCAUUCAAGCCACAAUGAUGUCAUACUUGUGGAUUUUCGUCCUUGGAAGUUUAAUCGUGACUGGAGUAAAGAUGCAAGAAGACGGUGUGGAAGGUGCUGAGAAUGCUGAGUCUCCGGGAGAUGACCUUCCAUCAGCCGUUCCUGAUGAAGACAACACAGCCUCAGAAGAUUUACCACCUGAUUCCAAAGACGAGUCUCUCAGCGACGCAGAGCCUGGAGACGCUGAACCUACACCUGAAAAACCAGUGGAGGAGGUUGUGGAUGAAGCCGCAGCUCCUGCAGAGACUGAAGCUGAACAGACAGACUCGGAGUCAGAUGUUGUCGAGGACGAGCAACCAACACCACCAGCAGCUGCAGAGGAACCUGUUGAGGAAGACGCUCCUGCUGAAACAGAUGAAGGCGAUGCAGAUAAAACAGAAGCUGAUCCACCUGCUGUAGAGACUGAACAAGAAAACACGCCAGAGGAAGCUACAGGUGAAGUAACAGAGGAACCAGCGCAAGAGGAACCGGACGAAGGUGAAGCAGACACAGGUGAAACAGACGCAGGUGAAGCAGACGCAGGUGAAGCAGACACAGGUGAAACAGAUGUUGGAGAAACAGACGUUGGAGAAACAGAUGUUGGUGAAACAGAUGUUGGUGAAACAGAUGUUGGUGAAACAGAUGUUGGAGAAACAGAUGCUGAUGAAGCAGAACCCAGUGUCGUACCAGAGGAUCCAGUGGAUGUUGAUGUAGCAGUGAAAGUUAAUGCUGAUGUAUUUGAUCUUUCUGAUGCUCUCAAUGGAGAUACAGAGAUUGAAAUGGGAGAUGCAGACAAACACAGUUCAGGUCAAGGCAAAGCUCGCAGCGCUGAAGCCGCUUCUGAGCCAAAAGACAGUGGAUCCGGUACGGUUGUUGGUGUUGUCUGUGGGAUUGCAGUAGCAGCUGUUGGUGCCAUAACCGGCUACUUCACCUAUCAGAAGAAGAAACUGUGCUUCAAGGUCCAGAGAGGUGACCCAGAGAGUGCCAAAGAAGAGAACGGCACGCAGAGCGAACCACAGGUUUUAAGCACCCUCCUGAACUCGCCCUAACUCGAGCAGUGAACGCGGGUCUGCGGGCGGUGAAUUCCCAUGAAGCUACUGUGAACUGGUUUACAUUGGAAGAGCACAUUGUAACUACUCACAUCUGGAGAAUCAGAGUGAACUUCACAAACAAAUGCAUUCACAGUGCAGAAAGUCAGCACUUAGAGUUCCUGACGCAGCCUUCUUCAUAACAUCAUCAUCAUCAUCAUCUUCCUACUGCUUCGACUACAGUUCUGAACUAGCACACAGGACUGUUAAUAAUUGGUUUUGAAUGUAAUUUCACAUAGUUUGAAUGGGACGGGAUGUGUGUACGUGUAUGCAUGUGUAAUAUGACAGCCUUUUGGGAGAGGCGUUUCAUUUUGUUGCUUUAAAAAGUGUCAUUUAGUUACUGUGUUAUUAAUCACACAGUUUUGUUUGAUGUCUAAUUGUUGCCGCUGAUUCUUAAACAAGCAAAUCUCACACCGUGGAAUGAUUCACUUUGAAAUUAUGUUGUCUGACCAAAUAGAAUUCAUAGGAUUUUUUCUUUCUUUUUUGUUUUUGUUUUUUAAAUUCUGUAAAUAAGUGUUGAGUUUGAAUAAAGGGUUGGUUACAUUUAAA